Messenger RNA from Closterium sp. Naga37s-1, 819 nucleotides. NCBI's taxonomy places the organism in Eukaryota, Viridiplantae, Streptophyta, Zygnematophyceae, Desmidiales, Closteriaceae. The record is from the annotation of a GenBank genome assembly.
AUGGGGAAAGGCGGAGCGGGCGCAGGGGGAGCCGGGAUGGGCGGCGGCGGGGGAGGCGGAGCGGCGGGAAGCGCGGUGCGCGUGUGCGUGUUCGACUCGCGGCGGGGGAAGCGGGAGGGGGAAGAGGCGGAGAAGCUUCUGUUCUUCUUUCCGCCCGCCACUCCGCCGUCGGAGCAAGUGGCUUUACUUGGCCUCUGGGAGGGCCUUAUCGCCUUCACUAGAAUCUUCUCCCCCCGUCGCCCCUGUGAGGUGAUGCGAGCACACUUCAACCGCCACGUGCUGCUGGAGUGUGAGCCGGGCAUAUUCAUGGUGCUGGUGGUGGAGUGUCGGGGGGUCAACGGUGUCGUGCCGCCCGACGCUGCAGUGCGUGACGAGGCUCUUCGGCAGUAUCUGGUGGAGGCGCAUGCGCUCUUUUGUCUCUUCUUCGGCAGCAUCGACCGCCUGUUGCAGCAACAACCCGAACCUCCCACUCACCCCUCAGCAGCAGCAGCAGCAGCAGCAGCAGCAGCAGCAGCAGCAGCAGCAGCAGCCACACCCUCAUCAAAUCUUCACUCCAACACACCUUCACACGAGUCCCCUUCACAUGAUUCCCCAUCAGCCGUUCCCCCUUCAGCAGACUUAGCCCGUGCCUGCCUGCAAGCGUUCCUCCCUGACUUUCUCACAGGCGGGUCCCCAGAGCCUUCCGCCCUCACAUUCCCUUUCGCCCUCUCUGCUCCAAUGCCUCCUCGAGUGCGCCUGCCUGCUCUCCUCGACUCCCUCUCCAACCGCCUCUCCUGCCGCCAACUGAAUCUUCCACGUUCCCUCACGCUCCCUGCUCUG